Molecule: messenger RNA, 2067 nt
Organism: Thermochaetoides thermophila DSM 1495
Lineage: Eukaryota; Fungi; Ascomycota; Sordariomycetes; Sordariales; Chaetomiaceae
Exons: 1
Coding region: 1-2067 (688 amino acids)
Biological process (GO): DNA replication initiation
Cellular component (GO): nucleolus
Molecular function (GO): chromatin binding
Source: RefSeq, a predicted model, not a curated record
AUGGCCACCCGUCCUCUUAAGAGGAGAAAGGUCACUCCCCCUAGGGACGAUGGGCAAGAUGCUGCCGAACGCGAAGCCAAGAUCCAGAAGGCUUUCUUGAAGAACGCUGCUAGCUGGGACCUCGAGGAGGCAUGGGAAUCGCGGCCGAGGAAAGGCAAGAAAAAAGACAAGAAGAAGGAUGAGGAGCGUCCGGGAAGGCUACCCAUCAGGACAGAGCAGGGCACCUGGCAGGUCCAAGACGACGUCGAGUCAAUACCCAGUGACGCCGAAUGGCUCGACAGCGACGGCGAGCUGGCCGUUGAGCAACAACUGGAACCUGUCGCCCCCGCCCCUGCCCCUGAACCGCCCAAGAUUUCCGAGAAGGAACAGAUUCGGCAGGCGCAAGAAGAGCUGGCGAAGAUUGCGACGCAAUUGAACGAAAACCCCGAGGAAUACCCCGGCCACUUCAAAGCCCUCGCCCGCAUUGGCGAGACUCCAAUUCUUGCUAUUCAGAAGCUAUGCAUUGUAACACAGAUGGCUGUUUAUAAAGAUGUCAUCCCCGGAUAUCGGAUACGACCCCUGGGUGAGGAUGCCGUGAACGAGAAGGUCUCUAAGGAGGUGAAGCGACUGAGGACAUACGAACAAGCUCUCGUCGCCGGGUAUCAUGGCUACCUCAAGACCCUUGCAACCUACGCUGCCUCAUCAAUACCUGAGGAUCGCAAGGGCGAGCCUAUCUCCAGCAUUGCCUUUACUUGUGCCUGUGAGCUGGUGAAUGCAGUGCCACAUUUCAACUUCCGUGGCGAUCUCUUAAGGAUCCUUGUGAAGAAACUGAGCACUCGCAAAAUCGACCGCGACUUCGUCAAGUGCAGAGAAGCUCUGGAAAAGCUUUUUCAGGAUGAUGAGGAGGGUAACGCUUCUCAGGAAGCUGUAUCUUUGCUGAGCAAGAUGAUGAAGGCGCGCGAGUACCGGGUUGACGAGAGCGUACUCAACCUAUUCUUGCACCUCCGCUUGCUGUCUGAGUUUGUCGGCAAGGGAUCUCGUGACACAGUCAUUCGGCCUGGAGACGACCGGCCUAUUGGAAAGAAGCCAAAGAAGAAGUGGGAGUUCAGGACCAAGAAGCAACGCAAACUGCUGAAGGCGGAAAAGGAAGCCCAAAAGGUCAUGGAGCAAGCAGACGCUACGGUCAGCCACGAAGAGCGCGAGAGGAUACAGUCAGAGAUUCUGAAGAUGGUGUUUGCAACGUACUUCCGUAUCCUCAAGGCGCGUGUACCACAUCUCAUGGGCGCUGUGCUCGAGGGUCUGGCCAAGUAUGCUCACCUCAUCAACCAAGACUUCUUCGGAGACCUCCUUGAGGCGCUCAAAGACCUCAUUCGCGACACAGACAGGCUGGAGGAGGAAGACGGACCCGAUAGCUCACAAGACGAUGAUCAGGGCGUCUCAGUUGUCCGGGACACCAGCCGUGAGUCUCUGCUCUGCACAGUCACAGCAUUCGCCCUCCUUGAAGGCCAGGACGCACACAACGCCCGCUCCGACUUGCAUCUCGACCUUUCAUUUUUCAUCACAAACCUCUACCGCAGUCUCCUUAGCCUCUCACUCAACCCAGACCUCGAGUUGGGCGCACAAUCUCUCCAUCUCAGCGAUCCGAAUGACACUUCCUCCGGCAGCACGGAAAACAGCCGGCGCAACAACAAGAUCAACUUGCAAACUACCACAGUUCUGCUCCUGCGCUGCUUGACCUCGGUACUCUUGCCCCCCUGGAACAUUCGUUCGGUGCCGCCAAUCCGCCUGGCGGCCUUCUGCAAGCAGCUCAUGACACUGGCGCUGCAAGUGCCGGAGAAGUCAAGCCAGGCAAUUUUGGGUCUGUUGCAGGACGUGGUGCAUACCCACGGGCGCAAGGUCGCUGCGCUGUGGAAUACAGAAGAGCGCAAGGGUGACGGAACCUACAAGCCACUUAGUGAGACAGUUGAGGGGAGUAACCCGUUUACGACUACUAUUUGGGAGGGAGAGCUGCUAAGGAAGCAUUACUGUCCUAAGGUCAGGGAGGGGUUGAAGGCUAUGGAGAAGGAACUGAGGUCUAUCCCUUCAUAA